AUGGUUCGAGUUACAGAUGAGCUGGCUUUGUCGCUCGAUCAUCUAAGUCUCUAUUACGCCCUCGAUCCUCAUCUAUCCAACCUACCCGUCCUCUUAUAUCAUGGUCCUUCUACCACCUCCAAUUCUACCCUCAAUAGUUCACGAAUUCAAGUCCAUAUCUUCACCGCUGCAGGCUUUCAAAGUUACCAGCGCAUCACCAUUUCACCUAACUCACCGCUAUACGAAUCCGUCAAUUAUCUGCCGCGCGAUAAACAGGGCGAUGAAGUAUGUCGCGGUCUCGCAUUCGGUCUAUUCAAAUAUUUCAAAGAGUUACCAGAGGUGGUCAAGAGUGGUUUAAUAUUACAAGUUGCGAAUACAUCGAGAAAACAAAGACCAGGAUCGGCACCAACUUUAUUCGGCGAACAACAUGCGGCGGAUCUGGCGAGUUCGAUGGUGAAGGUGGAGAACGUUGCGGAAGUUACAAAAGAUAUUGAAGCGGCUUUGCGAAUACAAAAUAUCAAUUAUGCGGAUGUGGAUUUGGUUCUUCCGCCAGGUUCGAUAUCGCCUUUUCGGGAGUUGGAUGGGGAUUUGGAUGAGGAGGAAUAUCCGGAUCUUACAUUGAGACAAUAUGGAUCAUAUGCACCGCUGGUGAAGCUCUUUGGAGAAGUGGCAUUUCUUCCAACUUCGAAAUUGCGCCGAGCUCCCUCGAAACCUACUGCCUUGAAUAGAAGUAAAUCAUUUCUCAAGGAUCAAAAGAUGGCUUUGCGACGGGAGAUGGGAGAAUUGGUGGAUACGGAAGAGCGUUAUGUGAUAAAGAUGCAUGAAUUGGUCAAUCAUAUUGCAGAUGAUUUUCGAGCCAAGGCUAAGAGUCGAGCAUUUGGAAGCUUUAGUCCUUCGGGAGAGGAUCUACAAAAACUAUUCCCACGAUGUUUGGAUCGAAUCUUACAAAUCAAUUCGGCAUUCUUAACAGCGAUUGGGAAAGUGAUGGAUGAAACCGAGGAAGAAGCCAUGCAAGAUCUAGAGACACCGAUGGUCAGCUCCACCUCUUCUCGUUAUGGUGGCUCGGGUCAUUUGAAGGACCCUACAGGUGCACUGGCCUUUGCCAAAGUCUUACUCGAAUGGUUCCCACAAUUCUCCGAGAGCUACCAACAAUAUAUCCAUGCUAGCCAGGAAUUUCCACAAAUUAUCUCGAGCUUCAUGAAGCAACCGAGUAGUUUCUCGAGUCGAGUGCAAGCGACAGGGGAACAACGUCUGAGGUCUGCUGUAAUCGAACCAGUUCAGAGAUUACCUAGAUAUAGUCUCUUCAUUGACAAUAUUGUCAAUUCACUUCCAGUCCUACAUCCUGCUUUACAACCUAUGCUCAAGGCGAGAGACAUCAUCACUUCGAUAUGUUCACUUGAUCCACCGGCGGCUGAUAAGUCACAAGUUGUGAAUCGAUUAAGAUAUUUGGUUGAUGCUUGGCCUUCCACAUUACAUCCUCAAGGACGUCUCAUCACUGCUGUCGAUACUGCAGAAUUGUCGGCUCCUUAUCAUGUCAGAGCCACUACCGGUAGUACUGCAGGUAUUACCAAGGAAGGUAUACUUCUACUCUUCGCAGACUGUAUUGUUUUGUUGAAGAAGAAUAAGGAUUGCUUGCAAACUGCUCGAGGUGUGAUGGCGGAAAUCGACAAACCUUCGGCGCAAACUAUGAUGGCAUCCGUGACCGCAGCUGCUGGUGGACACAAACAUAUCUUCGACCUUUCAUUUACUGGUUGGCAUGUUCUUGGAGAUACGCGAUUUACCUCGUCUGAUGAUAAUCGAUGUAUUUGGUUAACCUUCUUGCAUGAGUUGAAAGAUGCAAAUAUGGGACGAGAUCGUAAUCAAGCUGCCACGGUUCGAAAUUUUGUCUUGCAAGGAGCGUACGAAGCUAAGGCUUCCAGAUUAGGCGAAGAAUUGAUAAAAGCUAGGCUUGAAGGGAGAUUCUCUGAGGCUGAGCGCGAAACUGAUAAGUGGAGUCUGAGAUCAAUCAAGCCGGCUGGAAUCCAUCUUUAUAGUGCGAUUUUCGCUGAAGGUGUUGAGUCAUUAGUUGAAGGUCGAAGGGAACCUGCCCCUGUUCGUCUUGUUGUCGAUCAUGAAAGGGGUACAAAGGGUGCUCCCGUCGGUCAUUAUGGUGUUGAUAUCGUGGCAAAUGUUACAACAUUGGCAGGAGGAGAGAAAUAUAGACUUGAGAUAGAUGGACUUAAUGAUAGGGUAUAUGUGGAUGAGGUACUUCCUGAGUACUUGAUGGUCACAUUUGCGAAGAGAGUGACCGAUCUACUUCGACUCCAGCAUCAAAUAAGUAACCCAGCGCUAUCUGCGCCUUUUACUUCUUUCUACUCGAAGAUUCUAAAGUCGAUCGAUGUUAUGUGCGAAGGCGAUAAAUCAAAAUCGUAUCGACCACAUUCUCCUGUCAAAAUGCUCUCCACUUUACUCAAUGGUGGUUUCGGAAGUUCGGCAUCACUCUCACCUACGAAUAUCAAUGGAUUGGCAUCUCCUAGUAAAUUCUCACGACCUAUGAUGAUGGGUAAGAUUCCAGCAUUAGAAUCACCACAAAUCGUUCGAACGAGUAGCAAUAGAUCUCUACACUCAAUACAAGAUUUGGAUGGUAAAGGUAGUGUUCGAGCUACUUUUGAAGAGACCAGACCGAUCAAUCCUCUUGUUCGACUUGAGGAAACGUUUACCGGUUAUAUCGCAGCUCUCCAGUCAAGAAAGGGAAACGUGGUUGGAAAGAACCUACGAAAUAGAUCAGCUGCUGACGAAUUGGCUGUUAAUGCCUUAUAUAAUACUUUUAUUGAAAAUCCUUUCGAUACUCGAGCAGCUUCCGAGACUUCUUUCGAUGUCAUAUUUGUGGCUUUUGAGAAGUUCUUGAGAUUGGCAUGGAAAGAACAAAUGGGUUCUGUUAUGUCUCUGGAGUCUCUCGACGCUUUACAAGAAAGAUGUGUCAAGCUUUUCCCAGGAGAUUUCAAUGUAUACGUUAGGUCAAUAUUUGGAGAGAUGGCACCCCAAAACAGGAGAGCAUUUAUUGCCCUCGUCAAGUUGUUGGCAGAUCUUCUAGAUGGAUGUGGCAAUGAUGGUGAUCGAGGUGCUCUUACGGUUGCCUUUGCAGAGUUAUUGGUCGUUGAUGGUGAACCGCAUAGUUACAUCAACUUGUUGGAUCGUGUUGUCGAAGAUUCCGAUAAACUGUUUGAUGAUCUUGGUCCAGGAGCUGGUGUUGGAGGUGGUAGUAAUUAUGGCUCUGUGGCAGGUCGAUCAGUACAUUCAGCUACCGGAUCUAUCACUUCAAACACAUCAUUACGAAGAAGAUUUGCGGAUACAGUCUUUCGUCAAGGUAGUACUAAAGCCGAUGCGGAACAUCGUCCUUCGGUUUGGAGAACAUUGAGUAAGACUACUCGCAGUGUUGCCACUGGAGAUCAAUAUGUGAGCAAACCAUCUUUAGGAAGAGCUCAUUCAAUCGAAUCACCGGAUCGUAAAUGUCGACCAGGAUCUCGUGAUAGACCUACAGUUAUGGGUGCAUUUGAUGAGAGACCUGGUAGUUCUGAUUCGAUUGCACCGAAAUCGAGGCUUAGUACUAUCGGUGCAUCACCACCACCCGAAGAGCAGAAGGAUAAUGGUACUACCAGAUCAUCCAAGAAGAAGCGUCGAAGUUCUUUGUCUGAUCUUAAGAGUUUGAUGGCUCAAGCGACACUUGGGCCCAUGACUCCGUCUCCUGAACAAAAAGUUGUUACGACUACUCCGAAUAAGAUGGAUUCCCCACCACGUACUCCAUCUCCAAUCAAGGUUCCGCCAUCGCCGCUAAAGAUUACGAAGAUUCCACCAACUGGUUCAAUCAUGGAUAGAGACCGAUCUCUUAUGUAUCGCAGCCCACCACCUGCCCUCAAAGAAAAUAUAUCUAUUACCUCUCCUGAUCGCAGCAUCGGCAAUUUAACCGAACGUGCACAGAAUAUCAUGUCCUCCACAGAUUCUACAACAUUCGCAUCUCCAAUCAAGGAACAAUGGCGAGCCGGUCACAACAAAACAGUAUCUCUCUCCUCAAAUAUCCCCACUCUUCGUGGAACUCCCCGCGAUCCAUCCCGCCCAAUAACAUCCUAUGGAAAUAGCAAUUUGAAUGGAAAUAAAUCUCCACAACGUCUCCGACUUCAAAGUCCACAAAAACUUCGUGAACGCCUUCAAAAUGAAGCAAAAGCCAUCAACGAAGCAGAAGCAUCUCUUCAAAACGAGCUCUCUAAAAUCGGAGAAGAAAUGGCCAAACUCAAUGCCGUUUCGGCUAUUCCUCGAACUUCUGAUAUCGCGAGAUUGUCUGAAGCAGUAUUACAUCUUGAGACUAAAAUUCCUACUAUUGUCAAGGACUUGAAUGAAAGGAAUGAUGCUGUGAAGAAGGAACUCGAGACGAGUUUACAAGCUAGUGAGUUUAAGGUUAAGGGACUGGAUCAAUUGUAUAAAGAGAGUAGUGCGGAAAAUGAAUUGUUGUAUGAGAAAUUUAACGCGGAGUUGGGGAAAAUUGUGAAGGCGCUGAGGGCAAGUAAGAAGAGUGGGGUUGGGGUGGAUGAUGCGGUGAAUGGUGUUAAUGGGGUGAUGGGAGUUAAUGGGACGAUGAGUGCGAAAGAAGAAUUGGUGUCGAGGAUGAGGGAGAGUAGUGAGGAGGCGGCGAGGGUUAAGAAGGAAAAUGCUAGGUUGAGGAGGGAGGUGUUGACGUUGAGGACACUGUUGAAGGGGCAGGAGAGUGCGGUGUAG
This is a messenger RNA of Sclerotinia borealis F-4128, 4728 nucleotides long. The record is from the annotation of a GenBank genome assembly. NCBI's taxonomy places the organism in Eukaryota, Fungi, Ascomycota, Leotiomycetes, Helotiales, Sclerotiniaceae.